AUGAAUGUAAACCAUGCUGUUCUGACAACGGUGCUGCAGCGACUUGCUAUUCUUGCAGCUAGAGCUCCUUUCUCGAUUAAAAUCAUGAGCUCUGCUACAGCUGCCGAGCUUGAUGUACGUGCACUAGAGAAGUUGAAGGAUAUUUACGGUGAUCUUGCGCAGGUCCCAACGUUUUCUGCUGGUCGUAUACAGAGCACUGGGAAACUCAUACAGGUUUCAUCAAUAUGGGACAAUCACGCAAUUUCGCUCAACAAGAGCACAAAGACUCAGAGAUCCUCAGUUAUUGAGAAAGUGGAUGGCACUGAAGAACGGCGGCUAAUCUCAACAACUUCUAUGCCAUUAACGACUUUCGAAUCCCAAUCCUUCGCGUAUUCACCAAGUGAUACCAUGGUAGCGCAGCUUAUCACCAUUCCUGAUGGGAAAGAUAAGAAACAAUAUCUCAGGGUUUUCGAUCAAAACGAGCACAUUGAAGUAUUGUGUUCUGAUCUCAGUGGUCAAAAGAAACACGGUCUCAUAUAUGGAAUGGGUGCAGGUUCGUUUUCUGUUGUGCUACUGUCCCUUUUAACUCGCUACUCACGUUACUGUUGCACUAAAAUAUGCCUUUGCACCUCAUCGUCAAUCACGAAUGCAGCCACCACAUUGGACGGCUGGGUCAUACCUCUGCUGGAAAGAGCCUCAUUCAGAGCCACAGCCUAA
Messenger RNA from Haemonchus placei, 696 nucleotides. The record is from the annotation of a GenBank genome assembly. Lineage: Eukaryota; Metazoa; Nematoda; Chromadorea; Rhabditida; Trichostrongylidae.